UAUAGCUGUCGUGCCACUACUGGAAAUAAUUCUUUGCUCUGGAGUCCUAUCGACGUCAUCGAUCAAGUUAGGCAUUCUGCAUCAUUGCGUCAUAUGGAAGAUAUUCAUCUCACAGCAACCGAUUUAUUCACUACCUAUAUAAUGCCGAUAAUUUAUGAGUGCUUACAUUUAUGUAACUAAAAACCUAAUAAAUAUCAUAUCCCUCUUACCCAUCACCCAUCACCCGUCACCCGUCACCCAAAAUGAACCCCUCAGGACCACCACAACCGCCCAAGAGCGCCGCCUACGAAACCGGAAGUAACCCAGCGACAUCCACUCCCCAAGAGCAGCGCAGAGCACAAGAACACACGCCCGGAUACAACAUCGCGGAACGCAUGCCGCCGACCCAGCCCGGAAAGAUAGCCGAGGCCACGCCCUCGAGCCUGGGGUACGGGAUCCGCGGCGCGCCGGCUGGAGAGGAGAGACACGGCCGGUCACAGGAGGAGAUGGACAGGUCCCGCGAGCUGGAGGGCGAACAGAUGCAUCCUCCCGGAGAGGGCGACGUCGCGCGGGCUGUGGAGCGGAAGGCUGGGGCUGCGGGUGGACGGCGGGAUUUAGGGGCGGAUCUUGAGCGGCAUUAUGGACGGUAGAGGUACGGUCUAUACUUAGGUGUGGUAUAUUCUCCUAUUUACCUAGAUAAUUACCUAUUCUAUUCCAUGAUUAGGGGUAAGGGCUACGAUGGGUUGCGGGGGAUGCAAGGAUGGAUGGACGAUGACACCCUGCGGGGAGGCCAAUUGGCUAUACCACACGGCAGUACGCCGAAUCAAUAUAGACGCUCUUUUCACGUUGAGAAAGGAUUGACGGCUUACGCUCGUGAUCGAUUACUGGUGGACGUGGCUUCACAUGCUUAGUAGGACUUGAUAAGGUCUA
Messenger RNA from Annulohypoxylon maeteangense, 909 nucleotides. RefSeq lists its product as uncharacterized. Bases 243 to 629 code for a protein of 128 amino acids. The transcript is spliced from 2 exons. NCBI's taxonomy places the organism in Eukaryota, Fungi, Ascomycota, Sordariomycetes, Xylariales, Hypoxylaceae. The record is from RefSeq and is a predicted model, not a curated record.